CCAAAUGAAGCUGUUUUGUCAGACAGGCUGAGCUCCCCUGCAAAGACAGGAGGAGCAGAGUAGCUUUUCCCACUGCGAUCACGCUGAACCUUCAAGGAAACAGGUGAGCCAGCCCUGAGAAAUGACUUCAACCUGUGACCAACAAGCAGCUUCUUUAUCCCGUAGUCCCAAGUGGGAUGAGUGUGUUUUAAUCCUCGUCUCAGUCAUUUGAAGAGCUCUGCUAUCACCUCCAGAAUAUAGACAGCUCUAAAUAAUAGCUGCAGUGCUGCUGGCCUUCAGGGUGCCCUGUCUUCUUGCUGAGCCUGCCUUGAGAAAACCAGAAGAGACUCCAACAGGAGAGUUAUGGAUGACGCUCCCCCUGGCACACAGGAGUACAUUAUGUUACGACAAGAUUCCAUCCAAUCUGCGGAAUUAAAGAAAAAAGAGUCCCCUUUUCGUGCUAAGUGUCACGAAAUCUUCUGCUGCCCAUUGAAGCAAGUGCACCUCAAAGAGAACACAGAGCCGGAAGAGCCUCAGCUUAAAGGUAUAGUCACAAAACUAUACAGCAGGCAAGGAUACCACUUGCAGCUACAAGCAGAUGGAGAAAUUAAUGGAACAAAAGAGGAGGACAGUACUUAUACUUUGUUUAACCUCAUCCCUGUGGGUUUACGAGUGGUGGCUAUUCAGGGGGUUCAAACAAAAUUAUAUUUAGCAAUGAACAGUGAAGGAUACCUAUACACAUCAGAACAUUUUACCCCCGAAUGCAAGUUCAAAGAAUCAGUAUUUGAAAACUACUAUGUGACAUACUCUUCAAUGAUCUACAGACAGCAACAGUCUGGCAGGGGUUGGUACCUGGGUCUUAACAAAGAAGGCGAAAUCAUGAAAGGAAACCACGUGAAGAAAAACAAACCCGCCGCGCACUUUCUUCCCAAACCAUUAAAAGUGGCCAUGUACAAAGAGCCUUCUCUCCACGAUCUCACAGAGUUUUCAAGAUCUGGGAGCGGGACCCCGACAAAAAGCAGAAGUGUUUCGGGAGUGUUAAACGGGGGUAAAUCCAUGAGCCAGAACGAAUCGACGUAGCCAGGUUCAGGCAAGCCAAGUGCUCUGUCAAAGGAAACUUACCUCGGGAUGCAGUUGAAUUCUUACUAGCAGUCUUUCAUCCAAAAGUUCAGUCGUCAGGACAAGCCACCGAACUUGCAUAGAUCACUUGUUUUAUCAGCCAUUAGAUCUUCUGGUUGUCAAAGGAUAUAUCCCAAUAAUGUAGAAGAUGCUUGUGCAUAUCAUGAGGCACUUGAAUAGCCAGCAAAACAUACCUGCGGAAUAACUCUCGGAGAAGAAUUGUCCAGCUCUCUCUUUCUCUCUCUCUCUUUCUCUCUCUAUGCUUUGUGGAAAACUAAACUAAACAUUUUGCAGCAUUCACUGCUGAUAAGAAUUUGCUUUCCAACUAAGAAAAAAAAAAAAAAAAAAAGACCACUUUUGCUCUUCAAAGGAAAUUUUAAUGCUUAUAUGUUUUAUAGGGGCAAACACAAAUAAUGUAAACUCUGUUGUUUUCUUGGCUUACCGUUUUAUAUCUAAGGCUUGAUAAAAAAAAAAAUGUGUCCUUUAAUUUGGAAUAGUGCAACUUUCUGCGUUCUGAACUCCAAUGGGUCUUUAAAGCUGUAUCUUUCAAAACAUAAUCGAUUCAGGGUUGGAACUGAGAGUCGGUGUCUCAGCCUCAAGCAAACAGUGUUCUUGUGAUUUUAAACACAACGAAAUAUAAAAUUUUUAUAGAUUUGUAGUAUUCUGGUCAAGUUCUUGUGCUGACCCCAGUCUGUAGGAAUUGAAUUGUUUUAUUAACCCGAGUCAGUGGAAGAUAACACACAGGGAGAAGACUAUCCCCCAAUGUAGCUUUCUCUUAAUUCCAUUUUGUGUGUCAUGUUAAACUAUUGUCGUGGCUUCUUUUCUAAAGACAGAAACUGUGGAAUUAAGGUGACUUAAUUUUUUUACGAGAAACGUCUUAUUUGUAAAAGUCCUUCUUUCACUGUAAUGGGCACGUGAAUAUUGUGUAGGAGGAAGCGUUAGGAUCGGUUACCCCUAAACAACGUAUACUUAUACAUGCUAUUGGGAAGGGAAAAAAAAAAAAUCGUUUAAAAAAUUUAGUUAGGUUUCCAUUUAGGUCAUCGUAUCUGUUGCAUGGGAGAAAGUUGGAAUAUGGGCCUAGAGUUGCAUGACGUGUAAGAUUUUGUGCGUUAAUCAUCGUUGGAUUCUGUGCUCCAAAACUGACAUCGUUCUGUGCAAGCAGGUUUCUGCCUUGUGCAAGAGUUGUUAUAUUAUUUGUUGUAUACACACCCAUGCACUGAAUAAACUAUUUAUAUUAAGAUGUA
This is a messenger RNA of Alligator sinensis (Chinese alligator), 2342 nucleotides long. RefSeq names its product fibroblast growth factor 13 (gene FGF13). The record is from RefSeq and is a predicted model, not a curated record. Gene Ontology annotation, biological process: regulation of cell migration; positive regulation of cell population proliferation; positive regulation of gene expression. Lineage: Eukaryota; Metazoa; Chordata; Crocodylia; Alligatoridae. Gene Ontology annotation, cellular component: cytoplasm. The coding region runs from base 343 to 1059 and encodes 238 amino acids. The transcript is spliced from 6 exons. Gene Ontology annotation, molecular function: growth factor activity; fibroblast growth factor receptor binding.